CAAUGGAACCAUAGUUAAUAUGUGGUACGGGGAAAAAUCGCUUCGGGGUUGGAAGUAUACGAUCUUUGGAAGCAAAUCGAAGUCGCACUCUCACGUCACAGGCACGCAGUCAUUAGUUUAGAAUAAGCCCAUUUGGGUCGGCAAUUGCUUCUAACAAGCAUAAGAUUGACUUCAGUUAGACUGAAAGUUCGUGAAGAUGAAUCCCUGUUCCGUUGUGCGUCUAGUUGCACUGCUGGCAGCUACCGUCUUGGUUGCUGACGCCGAUAACUACUGCUGCACGGCACCGCAAUUCGUAAUCCGCGCAGAUCAGCUCCAAGGUAUAAAGUUGCCCUCCGGCCAGGGACUAGCCCAGCUUAACCUUGUUGACAUAGCCUUUGACUUCACAAAUGAAAGGCUAGGGGAAGAAAUCGAUUCAUACAGUUUGGGAAGACUCACAAAGAUAAAAGUCAUCAUAGAUAAAAAGAAGAAUGUCAUGUACACCAUCAUUGGGCAAAAUUGCACCAAGACUGAAGCCCGUGGGGAGUUUAUGCAAUGCAUUCCAAAGACCGCUCACUUCGAUGGUAGUUCAUAUCUUGGGGACAACGAACUGACCCUAGACACCUUCUCUUUCCCCGUCGAUGAGCCCAAGGUCGUCAGUGGAAAUGUUAGCAUGUCCGUCACUCACGGAAACUGCAUCUUCGCUGGUACCUUGCUGGUGGGUGAGGCUACACAAACCGAACCACCAAUACCGCUCGUCAGUUCCACGUCUUUUGUCAACUUCAAGAGAGGCAUCGCCGAUCCUUCGAGGUGGUUUGACGUACCGUCUUUCUGUCAACAGAAAAAGUCGACCAGAGCUAGACGCUCCGUGCGCUCCGUCUCUGAUGAUCACAAGGACGUCAUGAAGCUGGUGUCAAUCUUCAACACCAUGAUGCUGCCGGAUGUAGAGCCUGCCAAGGUGCUGAAGCCCCAAAAGCCUUAAAGCAAACAUUAAAACAACCGGCGAGAAAAGAUCGAAAGCCUUAAUCGAAAAAAAUAGCGGAAAGACUUCCUAUCGUAAGAACAAAUAGAUCGUAUAGAUUGCAAAAAUCAUAAGAUUAACUUCUUGCUGUAAGAUCAACAAACUGUGACUUGCGUACUUAGAUAUAAAAAAUGCCUUGCAACCUAACAAAGGGAGUAAUCGUUUAUACCCUCCAGUGCAAAAAGAUGUUUGCAUUGAAGCACCUGGGAUUGUAAAGAGUCUUGUCUGAACCAUUCAACAUUUAGGCAUUCGUUUUGCCUUGAAAAAAAAUCAAACAACUGAACCUGCUGGUAUGAGUAGGUCGUUUGUCACGCUGAUGUAAGGAGAAUAAGAAAAUUAGGAUCCUCAAGUGAACUGUGCACCCCUCUCUGAUAGCAAGUCAGUUGUUUUAUUGAAGCCUGCGCUAAAACAUUCCAAGGUGGCGAGAAAUACAGCUACGCCAAAUCCCAUUUUCAGUAGUGUUUGUAAGAGUGUGAUUUCACUUCCAAACACCACUCAACUGCAGAUAUUCACAGUUUAUUUACAUCUGGCACGAGAAAUCCGAUAUCCAAAGCUUCUUUCAGCACCACAAAAGAGAAUACCUGUUUGAUUUUCAACCUCUGACUUGAUGUGAAUGAAGUUUUGUUUUCACAAGGGUACAGGCUACUUAAGUGUCAGACAAAAACAAAUGUAACUGCUUCAAAUUGGCCGUUUAAGUGGAAAAUGUAGUGAAAGUUACACGGGCCAAAAUGUAGGUAAUCAGUACAGGUCAUUCAAACAGUAGGCCUACCAGUAGUCCCAACAAUUUAUGCGAUUUCUUGGUUAUUCCUACCAGGCCAUAAGGGCCUCUCAGGUGGCAAGUACAAAGGCUUGGGCGUAUAGCCGCAGCUGUUGCUACGGUGUCAUUAUAUGAUAGUAUAAAUUACUGUCAGGUGGACAUCUGAAGCACGUUUGGCAGCACACUCACCAGAAACCGGAGACUUUUUUGCCCUUACGGUUAAAUCAUUCAGCAUUUGUUACUGUAAUGGAUGGUGAGUAAUCCGGUCACUCCAGUUCCCAAAUGGGACACAAGUCCUUUUGUACGUCACAAAAUACAACUGUGAUUCGCAAAAACGA
Messenger RNA from Acanthaster planci (crown-of-thorns starfish), 2092 nucleotides. RefSeq names its product development-specific protein LVN1.2-like. Gene Ontology annotation, biological process: cell-matrix adhesion. The record is from RefSeq and is a predicted model, not a curated record. Gene Ontology annotation, molecular function: calcium ion binding. Lineage: Eukaryota; Metazoa; Echinodermata; Asteroidea; Valvatida; Acanthasteridae. Gene Ontology annotation, cellular component: extracellular region; lysosome.